CAACAACACAAACGCUGCAGCCAGUAAGUCUCUUGACACAGUUAGCAUGAGAUCAGCCGACUCUGCGCAGCGAUGAAGCUCCUGCUCCUGGUUUCCAUGGUGAUGGCCAAGGCCCAUGGACAAUAUUCUGCGGUCAACUGCCAGUGGGGACAGUUCAGCCCCUGGAGUGAGUGUGAGGGCUGUAACAACACUCAGACUCGCUGGAGAUCAGUGGUGGAAUACGCUCAGUUCGGAGGUCGCCAGUGCAGUGGUUCCAGAUUUGAAAUUCGAGCGUGUGCCUCUGCCAGAGGUUGCCCUGUGGAUGAGGGCUGUGCAGAUCGCUUUCGAUGUGCUUCAGGGCAGUGUGUCAGUGAGGCCCUGGUGUGUAAUGGAGAUGAGGACUGUGAGGGAGAUGGAGCUGAUGAAGCAAACUGUGGGGAUCGCAAGAUGGCGUGUGACAUCGAUAAAAUCCCACCCCAGGCAGAACUAACGGGGAAUGGCUUUGAUAUUAUUAGGGGAGAAUUUCGGGGACCUGUAAUCAAUACCAAAUUUUUUGGUGGAACUUGCCGGAAGAUUUUCAGUGGAGAUAACCGGGAAUACUACCGUCUCCCAGAGAGUAUUCUACAGUACACCUUCCAGGUCAAGGCCCAGAAUGAUUUCAAGUUUCAGAUGUACGAGAGCAGCUGGUCAUUUCUGAAAACGACAUCAGGGAAAUACGAUGAGUCGGGCAAGGGAUGGUUCUCCAGUUAUUCCCAGAGACACGAUGAAUUUUUCAGCAAAAACAACCAGAAAUCAAAGGUGCAGAUCUACCUGAACGUGGAGAACGAGGUGGAGGUGGUCCAGUUCAUCAACAGUCGCCCGGAUAAGCUGCAGAUUCCCAGCUCCUUCCAUCGGGAGCUGCUCCUGCUUCCCCCCGUCUACAAUCAUGGAGCCUACCGCAGAAUCAUCGAGCUCUACGGGACCCAUUACCUACGGCAGGGCUCGCUGGGGGGCAAGUACAACAUGCUGUUCCUGGUGGACAAAGACAGGAUGAGCAGAUCAGGGAUAACGAAUGAAGACAUGGAAAAAUGCUCACAAACAUCCAUCAAAUUGUUCAUUAUAAAAUACGACAAGGCCAAGUGCAAGCGUUACCAGGAUGCCCUCAAGACGGCCAUGGGUAAGAGGAUCUCACUUAUUUCACCUUCAGAUCAGCUUAGCAACCAGAUGCUGGAGGUUUUUAACCACAGCAGCGGAAUAGGCCUUCCUUAA
This is a messenger RNA of Carcharodon carcharias (great white shark), 1227 nucleotides long. Its product is annotated as complement component C7-like. Gene Ontology annotation, biological process: immune response. Gene Ontology annotation, cellular component: membrane attack complex. Gene Ontology annotation, molecular function: protein binding. The record is from RefSeq and is a predicted model, not a curated record. NCBI's taxonomy places the organism in Eukaryota, Metazoa, Chordata, Chondrichthyes, Lamniformes, Lamnidae. The coding region runs from base 73 to 1227 and encodes 384 amino acids. The transcript has 9 exons.